AUGCACGUGACGGAGCGGGAGCGCGAGGACGCGCUGCAGGAGCAGGUGCGCUUCUACGAGAACGAGGUGAACAACAACCAGGAGCGCGAGCUCAAGCUGACGCGCUCGGAGCGCGCCAACGCCAUGCUGGCCGAGAGCAACAGCCUGCUCGACAAGUCGGUGGAGGAGCUGGCGCAGCAGCUGGUGCUGAUGAAGCGCGACCUGGAGUCUGCGAGCCGGCGCCUCGACGAGGAGCGCUACCACAACAUCCGCACCAACAAGCAGAUCAAGGCCGACACGGCCAACGCGGAGAACACACGCGAGGCGGUGGCGGCGCUGGAGGCGCGCAUCGCCAAGAUCAAGGACGACUGCACGUCGGCCGCCGACCGCGUCAAGGAGAUCGAGGACAUGAUCAAGGCGGAGGAGCGCUACCUGCACAACCUGGGCAGCGACAUGGAGCGCGCCAACAAGAUCCGGCUGGCGGCCGAGAGCCAGCUGCUGGAGCUGAAGCGCGAGGAGCAGCUGCAGGAGAUGGAGAUGCAGGCCAUCAACACCACCAAGGCGGCGCUCAAGUCGCGCAUGACUGCCAUCGAGAAGGACAUCCGACGCCAGCGCGAGGUGCUCUACAACCUGGACUUCGAGGCGCAGCGGCUGGAGGGCCGCAUCCUGAUGGCGUCGGGGCAGAUGGACGUGGAGAACAAGGAGGAGCUGGAGUCGAAGAUCCACGACGCGGAGCAGCAGCUGAAGCAGAAGCGCGAGGAGCACUCGCUGCUCACCGGCCAAGUGCGACAGCUCGAGGACACGAUGCGCCGCAUCCAGGCCAACAUGGGCAUCGACGACCGCGAGAUGCGCGCGCUGGAGAACCGGCGCCAGGACGGGCUGCUGCUGACGGAGGGCGGCGAGAAGCAGGUGGUGGCGACGCGGCGCCUGUUCCAGGAGAAGCAGGUGGAGGAGAGCCUGCUGCGGCUGCGCCUGCGCCAGGCGGAGGAGGCGCUCAACAGGGAGGGCGACGCGCUCUACUCGCUCGACAAGCAGCGCCUCGAGCUCGACAGCCUGAUGCGCGAGCGCAAGGUGGAGAUCGCGCUGCACUCGGACAUGAUGACGACGAAGAAGCGCUGCGUGGCGGAGGAGAGCGCGCGCCUCAACCUCGAGGUGAACCACCGCCGCCUGCGCACCGACCAGCUGCGCAACAAGUUCGCCAUCGCGCAGACGGCGCUGGGCCACGACGACGACGGCCAGCUGCAGGACGUGGCCACAGUGCGCGUGCAGCUGGCGCAAGAAAAGUACUUGCUGCAACUGAAGGGCGACGAGUUGGACGCUGAGAUUCGGAAAGCCGAGAAGGAAAUCCAAGCGCUGGAAAACACCUUGAAAGUGCUCAACGCUACCAACGACGCCUACAAGAAGAACCUGAGCGCAGUGGAGGAGGAAGAAUCCGUGAACAAUGUUUCGACCGCAAAUUCGGAGUCUUCUUCAGCUUACAAAAGAUUGAGAUUAGAAAUAUGCAUCCAAGAGAAAGUACAAAUACCUCAAUAUAAAUUGAUUAUUUCAUUCACUUAA
Gryllus bimaculatus (two-spotted cricket) is the source of this 1536-nucleotide messenger RNA. NCBI's taxonomy places the organism in Eukaryota, Metazoa, Arthropoda, Insecta, Orthoptera, Gryllidae. The record is from the annotation of a GenBank genome assembly.